AUCAUAAUAUUGUUAUUAUACCUUACAACCUUAGUACAUUCUUGCCUGUGCUUCAGUGUUCAGUCUUCACUUUUCAUAUAAAUCAGCUGACUUUUAUGGUAUAAUUAUGUGACUUUUGUAUUAACUUUUGAGAACUCAUUGGUAAACAUUAAGGACCUACACUAGCAUCAUAAGUUAAUUUUUUUGUAAUUGUUGUUUUUUUUAAAUAUUUGAACUGUAAGAGAUUUCUCCAUCCAUUAUGUAUGCCACUCCUGAAACACUGAAAGAUUUGUGCAUUGAUUAUAUCUGCGACAACAUUGAAAAACUUUACAUGGCUGGAGAAAAAAGUGAGACCGACUUGCAGCCUUCUGAACCUGAGUAUAUGUUCAUUGACAGCAAUGUUUACUUGCCAAUGGAGGUGUCCGAGAUGUUAUUGACAAAACUUAGUGUACGGAAUAAACUUAAUGAUGAAAUAUUAUCAUUAUUCAGCCAUAAAAAUGUUUAUUUGAGAAAUGUCAUAUUACCAAAAACAAAAAAUUUGACUACAAAAGGCCUAAGAACAUUAAAAAAGCAUAAAAUUAAAAAACUAAAAGUUUAUGGUUUGGACUGCACAGUAAAUGAACUCGUUGGUUCAUUAGGAGAAUGGACAACACAACAUUUAGAAUCACUAUGCGUCUCCAAUAGUUCAUUCAUAAGUGAUUCUUAUGACUUGAAAUUUUGUGUCGCUGUCUCAUUAUCAAAAUUAAAAAACCUAUGUUCACUCGAUGUUAGCAAUACUGAGUUUAGUACCAACAAUUUAAUUGCUGUGGUUGAAGAUUUGCCUCAUUUAGAGUCAUUAGAUAUUUCCAAUACAAAAGUUGACACACUUUUGCCAUUGGGAAAGAAAAAAAACCAGUUAAAAAAAUUAAGUGUGUAUAAUUUAAAGGAAGCUACAAUGCAUUUGAUUGCCUUUAGUCCACUUAAAGGUAUGACAUCAUUAACACAUUUGGAUUUAUCAUCUGAAAAAUAUUCUCAUCCGUUUGAGAAUUUUAGUUGCGAUACACCUUGGUUACAAUUUUUGACUGAUCCAAAUUGGUUACCAAAUUUGGUUUCAUUGGAUAUAUCUGGAAGUGAUAAUGUUGGUCCAAGAAUCAUGCAAGAUUUUUUGACUACUCAUAAGAAGUUAAAAUUUUUAGGAUUAAUGCAUAUGGAUGAUUGCGGUUUGGCUAUGUUCACUGUUCCCACUCAUCCAUUAUAUAAUCCAGACUUAGUAGUUACCGGUGUUGUGACACAAGAGCAAUUAUUAACUGGAUUAAAACGUUACACAAAACGUCCAACAUACAUUCAAAAAUGUCUUUAUCACUUAUUUAAAUGGACUGAAAAGUAUAACUGCCCAAAAGUUGACAUUAUUCAAUUAAUUUUAAAUGUGAUGAACUGUCUUUCUGACAGUUUCCCGGUACAAAUGGCAGCAACUGCUUGCCUUUAUAAUUUAACCAAGAGUGAUCUAGCCUUAAACAUUCAUCCUAGUGUUUUGGCUAAAGUAGUGGAAGCAACAUUAGAUGCCAUGGAACGUUUUCCCAAUCAUAAUCAGUUGCAAAAAAAUACGCUAUUGACGUUAUGUAGUGAUCGUAUAUUGCAAGAUGUAAAAAUGGAUAAAUUCAGAUGUGCAAAAUUAGUCUUGGAUUCAUUACAUUAUUUUAAUGAUAUUGUUAUGAACCGCAUGAGUGUUGCAAUCUGCAGUAUAUUAGCUGCAAAAAUUUCUACAUCAGAAACAUCACAAUUAGGAUCUAACCCAAGAUAUAUGGCUAAACUGUUAUCAAUAGUAUAUGAAAAACUAUCAACUAGAACUAUUGAUGUUACUAUGAAGUUCACUCUUAGCGCACUUUGGAAUCUUACUGAUGAAUCACCUACAACAUGUAAAGUUUUCAUCGAUGAAGGAGGGUUAACAUUAUAUAUGAAUAUAUUAAAUACGUUUAUUGAUAAUAGUACUGUAGAAACUAAAGUACUCGGUUUAGUAAACAAUAUCGCUGAAGUACCACAUUUGAGAAAUAUGCUAUUUAGCAAUGAUAUAAUUCCCACUUUAAGACGUUUGUUGCGAUCAGAACAAAUUGACGUAAGCUAUUUUGCAGCUGGAAUAAUUGCUCAUUUAGCAUGUGAACCUAGUUGGGAAACAUUUACUGUGAAUAGUAAAUCUGAAGUUUUAGAAGAACUACGAUAUACUGUAAAGCAUUGGGUGCCACCUGAGGGAGAAAUGGUUGCAUACAGAUCUUUCCAACCUUUUAUUGGGUUACUGAAAUCAACUAAUACACCACAGGUUCAGCUUUGGGCUGCAUGGGCAAUACUUCAUGUUUGUACUAAAAAUUCUAAAAAAUACUGCGCAAUGCUCAGUAAAGAAAAUGGCAUUGAAAUUCUUCAAAAAAUUGCUUUGGAUAAAUCAGUCGAUCAUGAAGUGUGUGAACUAUGCUAUAGUAUAUUAGACUUGAUGAAUGAAUUUAGGAAAGUUUCUAACCCAGUUCAACCUACUGAUUCAUUUUAGUUAUUGACCUUAAUUGUUAUAUUCCUUUAAAUUAACAAUAACAUUUAUUGUUUUUCUUGUUAUAUCUUUAACUAUUAUUAUUAUUUUAAUUA
Messenger RNA from Diuraphis noxia (Russian wheat aphid), 2586 nucleotides. Its product is annotated as protein zyg-11 homolog B-like. Lineage: Eukaryota; Metazoa; Arthropoda; Insecta; Hemiptera; Aphididae. Gene Ontology annotation, cellular component: Cul2-RING ubiquitin ligase complex. The record is from RefSeq and is a predicted model, not a curated record.